Messenger RNA from Arachis duranensis, 878 nucleotides. RefSeq names its product serine/threonine-protein phosphatase 7 long form homolog. The record is from RefSeq and is a predicted model, not a curated record. The coding region runs from base 57 to 878 and encodes 273 amino acids. Gene Ontology annotation, biological process: meristem maintenance; meristem development. Lineage: Eukaryota; Viridiplantae; Streptophyta; Magnoliopsida; Fabales; Fabaceae. The transcript has 2 exons.
AUGAGAGUGUUGCCUGUGGGAGGAAGAAGAAGAAAUAGUAGGCUGGGUUUCAGUUUAUGAAAAAAAAAAUGGUUCGUAAUUUUACGUUACCUGAAGAACACAUUAUUGAGUAUUUGGAUCAUCCUCAAUGGGCGAUCAGAAAUUUGUUGCCUAGAAAACUUGAUCCGCCGGAUACUUUUAAUGAGAGAGCUGCAGAGGCACUAGCAUUAACUGGGUUUCAACACGUUUCGCGAAUUGGUGAAAUGAGAGGUCAUUCUGCACUCUUAAGUGCCUUGGUGGAACGAUGGAGGCCAAAAACCCACACGUUCCACCUUCCAGUGGGUGAAGUGACGGUGACGCUGGAAGACGUGAUACAUAUACUUGGCCUCCAGGUUAACGGAGAACCCGUCACGGGUAGAUCGGAUAGCAGUUACCAGUUUUUGGUGGAUAACUGCCUCGCUUGUUUUGGUAGGCAACCGGGUCCGGACGAUCACGUGUUGGGCAAGGUAAAUCUCCAUUGGGUCCGGCGGUGUCGAGACAGUGAACCGUGUGACACGCAGGAGUCUAUUGAGCGGUAUGUCAGGGCUCACAUUUUCUGCGUGCUUGGUACAGUGGUGUUUCCAGAUAAGUCCACCACGUCUUUGAACUCGAAGUUUUUGCCUCUACUUCGGAAUUUUCAUCAGAUCUCACAAUACAGUUGGGGGGCAGCUAGUCUGGCACAUCUAUACAGAUCGUUGUGUCGUGCAUCGCGGUACAACUGUAAAGAGAUGGAUGGGCCACUGAUUUUACUUUUUGUUUGGGCGUGGGAGCGUAUGCCGUUCAUGGCCCCUAUACCGCGCAAUCAGCUUCUCAAUAUUGGUGUUCCACUUGCGCGACGGUAUUGUACUUUACUGUUGUAA